Trachemys scripta elegans is the source of this 4417-nucleotide messenger RNA. It is a transcript of the gene RAB3IL1, whose product is annotated as RAB3A interacting protein like 1. Lineage: Eukaryota; Metazoa; Chordata; Testudines; Emydidae. Bases 46 to 1551 code for a protein of 501 amino acids. Gene Ontology annotation, molecular function: guanyl-nucleotide exchange factor activity. Gene Ontology annotation, cellular component: Golgi to plasma membrane transport vesicle. The transcript is spliced from 12 exons. Gene Ontology annotation, biological process: exocytosis. The record is from RefSeq and is a predicted model, not a curated record.
GGUGCUGAAUUAUCAGUCACAUGAGGCUCGCGGAGGGGGACGUGCAUGCUGCAAUUGGAGCCGCCCAGAGGUCAUGUGACCUCCAUCCCCCCUUCCCCUCGCCCCCGGCGGCGGAGCCAGGCUGGAGCGGCGGCGCGCGGCGGGCAGGGGUUCCCGGGAUUGCCGCAGCGCGCGGGGCCGGGGAGUCGCCGCUGGCCCCCAGCCCGGCGUAGGGAUGGCUGCAGCAGCGCGCCCGGAGUGAGGGGCCGCGGGCAGCGCGGGGCGGGGGCCGGAGCCAGCAUGUGGAGCGGCCAGGCCCCAUUCAAAGAAGGCAGCCAGCAGCUCCAGAAGCAGCCGGCGGUGGGACAGUGGAAGCCGCUGGCAUCAUCCAGCGGUGGGAAGGAGCUGCCGCAGUUGGAUCCUCGCUGCAGGGAGGCAGGUGGGGGAGACGACCAAUCCACGGCGCAGCUCAAUGUCUCCCGCCUGCGCAGCUCCUCAGUGGAGAUCCGUGAGAAGGGAUCAGAGUUCCUGAAGGAGGAGCUCCACAGAGCACAGAAGGAGCUGAAGCUGAAGGAUGAGGAAUGUGAGAGGCUGUCAAAGGUCAGAGAGCAGCUGGAGCAGGAGCUGGAGGAGCUGACAGCCAGUCUGUUCGAGGAAGCGCACAAGAUGGUAAGAGAUGCAAACACUAAGCAGGCAGCAUCAGAGAAGCAGCUGAGGGAGGCACGAGGAAAGAUCGACAUGCUGCAAGCAGAGGUAACUGCUUUGAAGACUCUGGUGAUCACUUCCACACCUUCCUCUCCAAACCGGGAGCUGCACCCCCAGCUCCAAAGUCCCUCCAAAACUGUCUUCAGGAAAGGGCACGGGCGGAACAAGAGCGCCAGCAGCGCAGUAGUCACAGCCACCAGCCAGAGCUUGCCCGUGGAGUCGGUCAGCAACGAGUGCAAAGAGUUUGGCGUGCCCACUCUCCUCUCUCUACUCCUCUGUAUUGUCCCGGGGAAGGCCAUCCACAUCACCUACGAGCCAGGCUGGCAGGCCCUGGUGGCAGAUUCUUCCUCGUCAUCCUCCUUGCGGCAGCUCGCUGCAGGUCGACUCCAUCCUAUUCGCCGAGUUCCAAGCCUGGAAGGAAUCCCCGACUCUGGAAAAAUCGUGCUCCUUCCUGGAGAGGAUUUACCGGGAAGAUGUGGGGCCCUGCCUGGACUUCACCAAACAGGAGCUAUCAGAGCUAGUGCGGGAGGCCGUGGAGCAGAACACGCUCACCAUAGAGCCCGUGGCUACCCAGGCACUGCCCGUGGUGAAGGUGUCGGCGAUGGAAUGUGGCGGACCAAACGGGUUCCGGUCGCAAAUUGUAACGAAGUGCGCUCUGAGUGGCCUUUCCCGAGCCUGCAAACACCGCAUCAAGCUGGGGGAUUCUGGGAAUUAUUAUUACAUCUCACCAUCCUGCCGGGCCAGGAUCACAGCCGUAUGCAACUUCUUCACCUACAUUCGCUACAUCCAGCAGGGCUUGGUGAGACAGGAUGUGGAGCUGAUGUACUGGGAAAUCAUGCGGCUCAGGAGGGAAAUGUCCAUGGCUAAGCUGGGCUUCUACCCCAGUGCGAUGUAGGCUGGGCCUCGCCGUCUGAAGGGAGCUGCCCCAGCACGAACGUCACGUACUCCAGCAGACAGACAGACUGAGGCAGCGCAUCUACGCCGACGGGGUUCCCUCCUUCUCCCAGCCUGACGUGAACCGCAGAGGAGAGGAGCAGAGUUCCCCCGUCCAAAGGCCUCCUUGCUGCCGUUCUCACAGUGACUAUGAGAUGCAGACACCCUCACCUCCCCCCAGAGAUGGGCUGGUCCUUUGAGCUCUGGGGGUGGCCAGCGCUAAGUUCUGUCCAUAGUGGAUCCUUUUCUCUAUGCUGCCUAUAGCCAGUUUUUUUAAUUUUAUACACAAUCUUGCUUCUGUGGAUUCUCCGAGACCUGCUGUGCACGAGGCGGGUCCUGGGCUCCUCUGUUUGGCAGAGGAUCCUUUUGCACCGAACUGCAGCUGGGCCUUCCCACAUCCACCCCUCUGCCUGAGCGAGGCAGGGGUGCAGUAUUGCUCGGCUAUGCCCCCAGCAAAUGCCAGCACCGCACAGUAAUCUCACUGAGAGCCAUGCAAAGCAUGUUUUCCAAGUGCUUCCCUGCUCCUCUGGCAGUCACCUGUAGGAGUCACUUUCCAUCCGCUCAGUCACAAAGAGGGGUUUGAUUCUCUUUUCAGCUCAGGGUUUGGUUUUGUAACCCAGCUCAGAGCUGCCGCUGGGAGAGCUACAGCGUAGGCCAAAGCUCCGUGCCUGGGGCCUCGGUCGCAGUGCAAAUGGAAAUUGCAGAACAGAAACUUGGCCACAGCUAUGCUGAGGUUGGCUGUACUAGGCUGCAGACAGUGUCUCUUCAGGUCCUUGUGAGGCAGCGGUGCCCGGCUAUGGUCACUGCAGGAAUGAGCAUCUCCCUAUUGCUUUGCUAUAAACCCCAGCCAAGGACAGAUGCCUCCUAGCCACUCCUGUUUCUAGGCUGCGGCCUCAGGCAUUCAACUCCCUGCUGUCUCAAUAUAAACUCCAGCCUGGGGCUGUCUCCUCUCUGGCUUUUCUUAUAGCCCCCAACUCAGGCAGUUGCUACUCAGUGGCCAGUUAUAGGCUCUGGCCCUGGGCAUUCACUUCUGUGCUGCUCCAUUAUAGAUUAAGGCCAGAAGGAACCAUUAAAUCAUGUAGUCUGACCUCCUGUAUAACAGAGGCUGUAGAAUUUCACCCAGCGACUCCUGUAUUGGACCCGAGCCUUGCCAGUGCUUCGGGGUGAAAGUAACUUAAGGCACUUACUGGUACGCAGGGCAGCCGGGGUCCUGAGUAAGGUUCGGGGGGCGGGGCUGGGGCCAGACUUCCCCAGCCAGCCCUUCAUUUAAAGGGCCUGGGGCUCCUGGACAUCGCUGUCAAUGCUACCCUGGGGCUCCAGCAGUGAUUUAAAGGGCCUGCGGCUCUGGCUGCAGUAGCGGUAGCUGGGAGCCCCUGGCCCUUUAAAUCACCGCCGGAGCCCCAUGGUAGCGGCAGCAGCACCUUGGAGCCCCGGGGCUCUGGCGGCGAUUUAAAGGGCAGGGGGCUCCGGCUGCUACUCGGAGCCCCGGGCCCUUUUAAAUUGCUGGGCCCCAGGGAAGCUGCCCCCUGUGGUACGGUUGGCUGUGUACCGGCUCUUACCGGUAUGCAGGACCGGACCGGCUUACUUUCACCUCUGCAGUGCUUUCUUAAUGGUCUCCCAGCUCCCCAGCAGGGAGCCCUGAGACACCACUGCAUGUGGGUGACAGCGCCUGGGGCAACCAUUUCCUAGGCCCCCCUGCAGCUCACAUCUCCCCUCCCACUGUCAUUAAUAUAGGAUCAUAUGCAGUAGUGCUGGGAGGGCCUGAUCCAAAGCUCAUUGAAAUCCUUGGGCUUCCAGUAGCUUGGGCUCAGACCUUAAAUAUACAUGGUGCUUUACAGAACCUUGCAAAGCCAUGAUCCUUGCCUUGGAGUGUUUUUAUAAUUGAAUAAUUAACCUCGUCUACUAUGUCAUUGUCUUGGCUGCCAUCCUGUGCUGUUGUAUCAUCUCACCUGGCGCUGCUGAGCCGCGUUUCUCUGUGAUGUAACUCCACUGCCAUCAGCAGAGCUGCAAUUCAGCCCAUCGGCACCCAGACUCAGAUCGUCUGUGAUGUCAGAGCCUCUCCCCGGAGGAGCUGCUACACAAGUAACCUGAUCACGUGCAAAGGAAAACGCUGUGCCUGAGUCGCCUUCUGUUCUGCUUUGUGUUUGUCUGGGACAGGGAGGCAAAUGGCAAUAGAACCUCUGGGCUGUUUGCAGGUCAGCAGAUGCCUCGUUGCAUAAGAGCCUCUUGAGCGUGGGUCAGCAAUCCUGGGAGAGGCACUCCUUUCAUCACGCGAAUGUUGGCUGCACCCUGCUGCUCUGCCUGGUGGCCCUUGGUGCCACCCUGAUGGCAUACAGUGGCACUUGCAAGCAAAGCGUUGGUCAAUAAGUGAAACUCAAGUCCUGCUCCCCAGGAGGGUAGCUGGGAGGAGGAUGCUGGAAAUGCUCCCAUGGUACCUACCUCUUCCUGCUUAGAAUAGGGCUGGUCUGAAACACCAGCACCCAGUUGUGGCCCCACUGCUUGGCUCUGCUUCAGCAGCCAUGAGCCAUAGUGGGAUUGCAAGGUCUAAUUCCUCUUCAGCAACUGGGUGCCCUGGAAAUCCUCACUCUGAUCCUGGCUGAAAAAAUAUUAGCUGUUUUCUGCAAGGGAAGGUGUUUUACACUGUGAAUUACAGGCCUGGAGAGUGAGCGUUUAGGGACGAGCUAGGCUGGGUGCCAGCGUUUGGGCUGGUGUGAAUCAGCAUCUCUCUGAGGCCUUGGCUAUACUGGCGUUGUACAGCGCUGCAACUUGCUGCGCUCAGGGGUGUGAAAACGCCCCCCCC